UUGUUUUGAUUUUCGUAAAUUUGGUUCUAGAACGCGUUUUACUAGGCUGGUAAGGUUUUGAAUAUUCAGUAUUUUCAUUCUUCAGAAAGGGGAAUAAAUUAUUCGCAAGUUUAAUUGAGAUUUCGGUACACUUUUGUCUUGAAGAAAGAGGAAAAAAUAUUUCCAGUGAAACUCGUGAUAUGUGCCGGUAUUUGCCGUUGUAAGGUAAGCAUACGCACUUGUUCAGAAUGAACAAGUCUCGCCGGGAAUUUUCAUCACGAAGCAAAAGCUUUAAUAGUAACGCUAACAAAAAGACACAAAAGCAUGCCAAGAGUUGGGAUAACAAAAAGGCACAGCCAUUUCCGGCUAGUAGCAUGUCUCCUGGAUUAGGUAAAAAGAAAAAUGCCUAUAAAGAUGAGCAUAUUUCUAACGGAUUUGAAAGACAGAACAAGUCAAAAAUCGUCACUAUCCCAGCACCAAAGCCCGUACCGAAAAAGGUUUCAUCGGUGAUUGUUGAGAAUGGAAAAGCUUCCGUAAAGGCAACUUCAAAUGAGAAAUUCAAAGCGAAAAAUGAAAAUUCGUCAAAUAGUUACGCGAAAGUCAAUUCAAACCACAGUAAAAACUCUAAUUCGGAAAAGGCAACUGCUAAAAGGAAGAAUGAGCGAGACGUGGUUGGUGUAAAGAAACGAAAGUUGCCUAAAUCGGAGUCUGACAGCGAUGCAGAGGACUACAUCGACAAAUUCUUUCAGGAUGUUGUGAUGGGCGCUGAGGAUGUACAAGACGAAAGUAGUUCUAGUGAGGAAGAUCUAACUAGCGAGUCUGACUCGAAUAGUUCGAAAGAUAGCGAGGAAGAUGAUGGACUGCCUUUCGAAAAAUUGUUGGAGUAUUAUGGCAGUUAUCAGGAUAAGAAACAAAGGGAUAUUAGCAAGCGUAUACCGCAGAAAGUUGGCAAGGUGAAGUCUCACGCAGCGAAGGGUUGUUCAAAAUCUUCAUCUCACAAUGGAUGGAUCGAGGAAGAUAAUGAUGUUGGAUUAAUUUACCACGAUUCAGACGAUGAUCGAGAUGAUACCUGCAAGGCGUUGGUUCCUGUUGAUGAUUCGUUGGAAACAUCGGAGGAUGACGUUGACUUUCUUCCAGAUGAGUUCGGUGAAGAAGAAGGAGAUGACAUCUCCGAUGAAGAAGACGUGCUUUCUGAACUGGAAGAUGAUUCGUUAGAUGAAGAGUUCUCCAGCGGUGAAGAUAGUUCCUCAAUGGGUGAUGAUUAUUUUGUUAGCGAUUCCGAGGAUUAUGACUCUGAGGAAGACGAAGAAUUAAGCAUCCUAGAUGAGGAAGAGGAUGAAUCAUACUGGGAUGAUUCGUACGAUAGCGAGGAUGAUGAAGAUUACGAACCGUCGGAAGAGGAUGAUGAUCUGUUUAUCGGGCGAGGGAGUGCACGAAUCUAUGAGAUUGAUGACAAUAAUGUGUCUUUCAAUAGUGAUAUCGAUUCGGCUCAGAUUGUGGAAAUACCCAGUGAUGAUGGGCGUAAAUAUUCGGUGCCUACAAGUGCAUCUGAAAGCCAAUCGGACGAUGACGAAAUUGAACUUUGCCCGGAGCUUGUGCCAAUUUAUGAUACUCACGGAAGACUGAUAGACAAUGCUGGUAUGCUGGAACGAAAACAUAAGAAACGAGAAAAAUCACCCAAAGCAUCAAAUGAGUGUAAGCCGGUUGCCGUUCGAUCGCCCCAGGCAUCGAAACAGCUAGAGCAAAUGGAGUGUGACGACGCUAGUCAAUCGUCACAUAAGGAGUACUGUUCGCAGAGUUCAUCUCCAAGAAUUGGGGAUACUGCUUCAACGGAAUCGUGUCCAAUAGGUGAUGAAUUUACAGUCCCGACCAACUAUCGCUUUUAUGAUUCAAUCGACAUGCGCAUGUCGCUGGCGUUGCUCAAGGAUACAAUCUUCUUCAGUGGUAGCCUUACGGUGCAGCCUUUAAUCGGUGGUCUUGAAGUUAUGGGCUAUUACUUGAAACAAGGAGAAAUUAGAAGUGCAUUUGCAGCUCGCGGAUUUCAUAGCUUAAAUUUGAGUCCUCAUCCUGCUGGGAUGGACUUUUCGAAACAGAGUAUGGCAGAAGUUCUUCAGCGGCUGGAAAAACACUUUCUGGAUGCUGAUUUAAAAGAUGCCGCCAAAAACUUUAAUCCUGCGGAAUCAGUGUUGGUUCUUUUACAGUCAGACUGCAACAACCAGCGCAUUGAAGUCGUUGGGAAAUAUUUACCCGAGGAGGUUAUAUUUCCAAAGGUAGAAUUAUUGAAAAAGAGUCAAUUUUUCACAACCGAGUAUCUACUAAACGCAGAAUUUUAUUCGGAACACGUGGAUAAAAGUACAGCUUUAUUCAAGAGUGAUCCCCAAUGGGACAACAUUGUGGUCAGGCAAAACAGCAAAAUCGUAGUUAUGGGUGGAAAAGGAGCUGGGAAAUCCACUUUAUGUCAGUAUCUGAUCAACAAAAGUGUCGCCACGUUCAAAAAAGUUGUCCUGAUCGAUUUGGACAUUGGUCAGCCAAUUCAGCACGUUCCUGAAACAAUUAGUGUUACUAUUGUGAACCGACCAUUGCUGGGACUAACCACAUUUGACCCAAUUACCCCCGCGAAAUGUUGGCUCUUCGGAAGUUUGGAUGUCGUCUCUUCACCAAUAUUCUAUAUUCAAAACGUUCGACGCCUGGUUCAGUACUGCCACCAACACAAAACCGAACUGGCUAACAUUCCGUGGAUCGUAAACACAAUGGGUUACGUUACCGGUUUUGGCGAAGAACUGAUGGCCGCCAUCCUGCGAAUGCUAUCCCCUACGGAUGUAGUGCAGCUCGUUUGCACCAACAAAUCACUACCGAUACCAAAUUUUCAAAACACACUCAGCAGCGAUUUUCUGAACCAAUACAACUUCAACAUCUUACAGAGUGAAGUACAGGAAUUUUGCCAACGCAAGUUAAACUUUCGUCAUCAUGAAGUGAAUGUUUGCUACUCUAGAAAAGGCUUCACCUUGAAUGCACCAAAACGGCGCAGUGUAAUGCUGUUGUCUCAUUUAGCAAACAUUCUGAAUGAUUCUUCCAGUGAAUGGUUCAACGAGGUGAAACCUUUCUGUGCACCCCUCGGUAAACUGCAGAUCCUUAUAACUCGGGAGGAUCAGACCGUAACCGAGGAACAGCUACCGUCAGUGCUGAAUGCCACCUUAGUUUAUCUCUGUCGAAAGACAGAUGUAAAUCUAUACGAGUGUUUAGGAAUAGGAAUCGUUCGUGGUGUGGACAAGAACAAUAACGUUUAUCUGCUACAAUCGCUUCCUCCAGAGGAGCUAGCCGAGGUAACGGUGCUGGCCAUCUGCAGUAGCAGCCUACCGAAUGCAAUCUUCCUGCGGCAGAGUGCACGAGUUCAGGGCAGUAUUCCCUAUGUGUACAAUGUACGUUGAUUGUGGUCCUGAUCUAGCGUUAACGAAGAAGAUUGUCUGUUGUGUACUUUUGUAUGUUUAUUUUUCUAUUUGUAUGUAUUUAUUAGAAGAAGCAUUUAGUAAGGUAAAUUUUCUGUUUUUUUUGAUGAAUGACUGCGGAAGCGUAUCUGAAUGAUUAUUAAAUCAAUAUUAUUAUAAA
This is a messenger RNA of Topomyia yanbarensis, 3585 nucleotides long. RefSeq names its product polynucleotide 5'-hydroxyl-kinase NOL9. Gene Ontology annotation, biological process: cleavage in ITS2 between 5.8S rRNA and LSU-rRNA of tricistronic rRNA transcript (SSU-rRNA, 5.8S rRNA, LSU-rRNA). The record is from RefSeq and is a predicted model, not a curated record. The coding region runs from base 228 to 3407 and encodes 1059 amino acids. NCBI's taxonomy places the organism in Eukaryota, Metazoa, Arthropoda, Insecta, Diptera, Culicidae. The transcript has 5 exons. Gene Ontology annotation, molecular function: polynucleotide 5'-hydroxyl-kinase activity. Gene Ontology annotation, cellular component: nucleus.